Molecule: messenger RNA, 570 nt
Organism: Aspergillus melleus
Lineage: Eukaryota; Fungi; Ascomycota; Eurotiomycetes; Eurotiales; Aspergillaceae
Exons: 1
Coding region: 1-570 (189 amino acids)
Molecular function (GO): hydrolase activity
Source: RefSeq, a predicted model, not a curated record
AUGGCCCCCACGUAUCGCAACCAGCCGGACGACGAAAAUACAAACUCGAUGCGACACCUCCAAUCUGCGUCCAAUAUGAUCAAACGAUCGAAACCCUUCUUCUUACCACCAGGGGCCUUCGACACGCACGCCCACGUCUUCGACCCUUUACUAGGCCCAUACGCUGCCGGCCGAGCAUACACCCCGGAGGAUGCACCCCUCCAGAAGCUCCUCGCAUUCAACCAGAUGUUAUCGACCGAGCAGAAACCCACGAAGCUUGUCCUUGUUCAACCAUCGCCAUAUAAAACCAACUGCACGGUUCUCAUAAAAAGUCUACAGGAGCUGAACCGGCGAGAAGUCACGGCAUAUGGAAUAGUUGUUGUCGAUCUGGAGCGUGUGACUAACCACGAACUGGACGAGAUGCAUCGGCUAGGGGCCAGAGGCAUCAGAUUGAAUUUCCAGGCGGACGGGAAGGAGGUUGAUACGACGAAGUUGAUAUCUGCCUUGCGACAAGCUGCAGAGAGAAUCCGCCAUCUACGGGGAUGGAUGAUUCAGCUAUUUGUUCCGGGUUGGACAUGGGAUGGUCGGUAG